Mucor velutinosus is the source of this 1878-nucleotide messenger RNA. It is a transcript of the gene NPR2, whose product is annotated as Nitrogen permease regulator 2. Bases 1 to 1878 code for a protein of 625 amino acids. The record is from RefSeq and is a predicted model, not a curated record. Gene Ontology annotation, molecular function: GTPase activity; GTP binding. The transcript is spliced from 7 exons. NCBI's taxonomy places the organism in Eukaryota, Fungi, Mucoromycota, Mucoromycetes, Mucorales, Mucoraceae. Gene Ontology annotation, cellular component: cytosol; nucleus.
AUGAGUUCUUGGUGGUCAUUUGGAGGGGGAUCGACAACAAAGAAGGAACCCGCUGUAGCAACUCAAGCAGUACCCUCACAGCAGUCUUUUAAAGCAAUGAGCAAUGCAUUUCGAAAAGGCGUUCAAUACAACAUGAAAAUCGUAUUGAGAGGCGAUGUCAUGACAGGCAAAAGCAAUCUUUUUCAUCGUCUUCAAGGAUCUGAAUUCAACGAAGAAUACACAUCGACACCGCAGAUCCAAGUAGCCAAUAUACCUUGGCACUACAAAGACUCGAAUGAUAUAGUAAAGAUCGAAGUGUGGGAUGUAGUGGAUAAGGCGCACAAUAAGAACAAGUCUGAAAGCAGCAAGGGCAUCAAACUGGAACACAGGCCUAGCGACACAAAGGGCGACACAGCUGCAACAUCGAAUCCACAAUCACCUCAACAGCAACAACAAGAAGAUCAAGAUGUAUCCAUGGGAUUAGACGCUUCCACAGUCAAUGUGUAUCGCAACACACAUGGAGCCAUCUUGAUGUUUGAUACCACCAAGCCAUGGACCUUUGAUUACGUCAAUCAAGAGCUGAAAAAUGUGCCUGAAAGCAUGGCAGUGCUUGUACUGGGCAAUUUUUGCGACAAGACACAAGAGAGAAAAGUGGAAAUGGAUACCAUUCACGCCACUUUGUAUGAACAUAAUCAAGAAAGGAUCAAAAACGGAGCGAUCAAGCCCAAUUUAAUACGAUACGCCGAGACAAGCAUGCAAUCAGGGCUAGGACUAAAGUAUAUCUACGAAUAUCUAGGCGUGCCCUUUUUGCAACUGAUGAUUGAGUCCCUGAAUAAACAAUUGGAACUGAAAGCAGUGGAAAUUGUGGAUUUGCUGGAAACUUUGGAUACAGAUGCUGAUGUGCCUACAGGCAUGCAGAGAAGACGAGGACAAGAUAAUUUUGAUCAACCUUCCGAGCCAAGAUUAGCAAGACAGCAGGAAGAAAUGAAAUCAGCUUGGGAUCAAGAGCUUGAAGAUAUCGCAUCAGAUCAUCCGAGCAUGCUAGAUCAGUUCCCUCGUCGUCAAGAAACACCACCUGUACCUACUGCUCCUGUCAAAUCUAAAAAGAAAAUGGACGUGAAGCUUGUGCCUGAGCAGGUACCCGCAGUCGUUGAUUUCAGUGUAGGCGAUGAACUAAACGAUGAUUGGUUUGGUGAAGAUGUCAGCAAUGCCAACAUCAAUUUGCCUCAACCUGACAGACAAGACUCAGAUGAUGAAGGACCUGGCAACCCAAUGGUGUUGGGUGACGAAGACGUAGAGCCUAUCUUUUAUAACAAACCAUCCAUCACACAUGAACAGCGCAUUGUUGUACAAGCAGAGCAUGAGCCAGAACAUCCACAGGAGCAAGUGCACAGCAGGCAAGGGGAAGAGGAGAAGCAGGAAUACGAGGAAGAAUAUCAGCCCGUUUUCAAAAGUGAACUAAAUGAUGUGUGGAGUUGCAGCUUACGACGCUUAUCCGGACCUGAAGUAAUAUCUGAUAGUGAAGAUGAGGAUAACAGGAUGCGUCAAACGGAUUCGCCAUUUGCACCAGAGAGUCCAUUUAUGGAAUCACCUACAUUCCAGAGCGGAUUUGCUGGUGGUUAUGAAGAGAUUGGCGGAUCAAAUGAAAAUCCAUGGUCGAUAGGACAAUCCAAACUCACUUUGGAUGAGAAACCUCGUAUUCAGCAUGAAUGGCAUCACGAGACAACUGAACAUGAAGGAGAGCAAGGAGAGACGAUUGAACCAGAUACCACUAUUGUUGAUCAGCCAACAGUAGAGAAAUCAAAAAAGAAGGAAUCCUCGGGUAAAAAGAAGAAAUCAUCUACUUCCUCCUCUAGCAAAAAGAAGAGCAGUAGUAGUAAAAAGAAGAAACCUCAAUAA